CAUCUAGUAACUAUAAAUAAUCUAUUACCCAUAGGUUCUCAACAUGAGAACUAGAUAAAUGCCUUAGUGACCGAAAAUUCCUUUUGGAGGCCGGCUUCCAUGGAAGCCGGUUUUUGAAAACUUCAAAUUCAUCAAAAUUUAUCACUGAAAAAAAUAGCAUGCUAUAACCUCACUAAUAGCACGCUAUAGCAUAUUGAGAAUUGUCUCGCUAAAUAUAUUAGUGUACAACGUCUCGCUAAUAGCACGCUAUAGCGUGAUAUAGUACGCUAAUAGCAUAUUUUAAGGUCGACGCAAUUUUGUUGUAGCACGCUAUUUUUUCAUUGAAAUUUAUAUUUUUACAUUUCAAAUAAAUUGAAAUUAAAUACAGAUAUACAUGGAGGCAUAACAGACAUGUCUGUAAAUUUUUAGGACGAAAUACGUUGAAAUGAGGGCGGUGCAAAAAAGGAAAAUAUGUGGUUUUUCAACACAUGAUACUAUUCAUCCCAAAAGUCCAUGACUUUGUCCUUUUGCACAGAUCGCAUCUCAAGGUAUUUCAUCCUGAAAUUUUACACACAUACACAUCACAUCCGUGUAUACUUUUAUAAAAAAAUUCAGAUUUUUUUGAAACAGAAAUGUAUGAAUUUUGAUUUUUUCAAAAAAUUCGGCCUCCAGAGUGGCCGAGCUCCAAAAAGCUGUUCUCCUUAGUAAGUACACAUAAUUUUCAUACAUGAAGUUUAUUAAGUUACAAUGUAUAGACGAGAAAAAUAAAGUUCUACUUUCAGACUGCAUACAUGUUUAGCAAGUAAGUUGUGUUAGAAAACAGAGGCACCUUCUAAUCAUAAUUUAUAAAACUGUUUUAGCUACGAUCUUGUCAGAUGGUUUUUUAAUAUGCUGCAUAAUUGUUUCACUAGAUUAGAAGGAAAUCCCCUAUGUUCAAAAGUCAAUGAUACAUACUGUUCAAAUAAGAAAAAGAACACCACAUCUACUGUGCUCAUCGCCGUGAUAGUUCCUGUGGUACUGAUAUCCCUCCUAGUAGUUAUGUGCAUAAUCUGGAAGUUAUGCUGGAAAGGAGAGCCAGGAGUCCAUGAAGAUUAUGCUAUGUAUGAAGAGGAAACUCACCUACAUAUUGAGAUUAGACGGUUUACGUAUGCAGAGUUGAAGCUCAUAACAAACGACUUCCAAUCAAUCAUUGGAAAAGGUGGUUUUGGUAUAGUUUACCAUGGCACACUGGAAAAUGGUAAAGAAAUAGCUGUUAAGGUGCUUAUGGAGACGUCAAUAGCGGAGUCAACAGAUUUUCUCCCUGAGGUGCAAACCUUGUCCCAAGUUCAUCACAAGAAUCUGGUGACUUUGCAAGGAUAUUGCCAAAACAAGAAGUGCCUCGCACUUGUUUAUGACUUCAUGCCCAGAGGAAAUCUUCAACAGCUUUUGAGAGGAGAAGACUGUAGUUUGAAUUGGGAACAACGAGUUCAUAUUGCCCUUGAUGCUGCACAAGGACUGGAGUAUCUACACGAGUCAUGCACCCCAUCAAUAGUGCACAGAGAUGUGAAGACGCCUAACAUCCUUGUGGACAAGAAUCUGGUGGGGGUAAUAUCUGAUUUUGGGCUUUCACGGGCCUUUAGUGAUGCUCACACACACAUAUCUACUGUUGCUGCUGGCACUAUUGGCUAUCUCGACCCUGAGUACCAUGCAACUUUUCAACUCACUGUCAAGGCAGAUGUUUACAGCUUCGGCAUCGUGCUUUUGGAAAUCAUCACUGGCCAACCCCCAAUACUUAUGGACCCUCAAGCUGUCCACCUACCAAAUUGGGUGCGCCAAAAGAUAGCGAAGGGCGGCAUUCAUGAUGUAGUAGACGAGAAGCUGCUAGAUCAGUACGAUGCCAGUUCGAUGCAGUGUGUGGUGGACCUUGCCAUGAACUGCGUCGAAAGCAUAGCCUUCAAUAGGCCCACCAUGACCGAGGUUGUUUCCAAGCUCAAAGUAUGUUUGCCAACAAUUUCUAGCGAAAAGAAGUCCGCUUCUGGGACCAAUACUGAACUUCCAAGCCAGUUCCAGCUGACGAUUUCAGGAGCAAGCAACGGCGGGAGAUAUACCGGUGGGACGUCACAAAUGAGCAUCUUUUCUGGACGAUGAAAGGAAGACACAUACUGUGUUUUUGUUGCAUUUGCUUAAAUAAUGUUUGGUAAUUUGCUUAUGCAUCGUGACUGAACGUCCAUAAACUAAGCCUAAACUGGAAUUGAGUUUCAGUAUUGGUCGUUACGUUACUACUUGUAAUCAUUUUCAAUCACGAAGCACCCGUUUCCAGUUGAGGUCUUGGCGGUCCAUUAAUUGGUGCUCGUACAUCAGGUCCGCACCAAUCCUAAGGCAAGUCGUCUGUUUACAUGUUGCCGCUUAAGAACUACGCCUUUUACUCCACAAUCUUUCUUGCAAGGUUGUGGAUCCAAAUUAAAACACUCGUUUCUUCCAUAAUAUUUCUUU
Molecule: messenger RNA, 2451 nt
Organism: Triticum aestivum (bread wheat)
Lineage: Eukaryota; Viridiplantae; Streptophyta; Magnoliopsida; Poales; Poaceae
Product: probable LRR receptor-like serine/threonine-protein kinase PAM74
Exons: 5
Coding region: 868-2106 (412 amino acids)
Biological process (GO): protein phosphorylation
Molecular function (GO): protein kinase activity; ATP binding
Source: RefSeq, a predicted model, not a curated record